CGAUUUGAAUGCUGGCCGAGAAGUCUCCCAUUGCGAGGUGGCGGCGGCGGUGCGCGUGGCUGUGUGCGCGUGGCUGUGUGCGCGCUGUCCCCGAGAGCACCCUGUGUACCGGUUUAUUCUGCGUUUGUAGAUGAACGAAAAAGUGUAGAUGAAAGAGAAAUCUAGCGGAACACGCGGUUAAGUUCAUUCACAGCUGUGUGUGUGUGUGUGUGUGUGUGUGUGCGCAGACCACAGCAGGGCAACACAAACAGCUGCUCGGUCGCUUGGUUGUAGCUAAACACAAAGCUAGCUUGCGUGCUUUCCUCGCCACCACCACCAUGACCUCCUCCGCCGAGAGGAACCGAGCUUGUUUCAGGGUUUUUAGCAUCUCAGCUGACUGGGAGAGUCUGCGGAGCCGGAUUUCUCCUCUGGGUUUCUGCUAAGCCACUGUGACAUCUAGAUCUGCAAUCUGUAAGACGCAGGCUGCUCCUGCAGUGAGUCAGUAUCAUGGAGGCAGGCAGCGGGGCUGCUGCAGUGGUGGGGAGUACAGCGCUAGGACUGUUCACAGCUACAGGAAGUCAUGACAUCUCUGACAGGGGACUGAGGCCUGGUCGCAACCUGGAAGCCGACGACAUAGUGCCUGAGCUUGCCAGGAGUAUCCACCCGCGGGAAAGGCCUGACUGGGAGGAAACCAUCAGCGCUAUGGCACGGAGUGCAGAAAUCCCAGAACUGAGCAGUGAGCCGCUGAUCCGCUCCUGCAGCAGCACCGCCAGCAUGAAGGUCAAGAACGUAAAAAAAUUGUCAUUCACCAAGGGCCACUUCCCAAAGUUAGCCGAAUGUGCGCAUUUCCACUAUGAAAACGUGGACUUUGGGAGCAUACAGUUGAGCCUUGCUGAAGAGCAGAGUGAAGUAAGCCGGAAUGGCCUGGAGUCGAAAGAGCUCGUGUACCUGGUUCACAUCUACUGUCAGGGACGAAGCUGGAUGGUGAGGCGCAGCUAUGAAGACUUCCGUGUCCUGGACAAACACCUCCAUCUGUGUAUCUAUGACCGGCGCUUUUCCCAGCUCCCAGAGCUGCCUCGAUAUGACAGCUUGAGGGAGAGAGCAGAGGCAGUUUCCCAGAUGCUGAUGGCUUACCUUUCUCGUCUCUCAGCAAUUGCUGAUAACAAGAUAAACUGUGGGCCAGUCCUAACGUGGAUGGAGGUUGACAACAAAGGGAAUCGUCUGCUGGUGCAUGAAGAAUCCUCCAUCAAUGUCCCAGCCAUCGCAGCUGCCCACGUCAUUAAGCGCUAUAUCGCCCAGGCGGCUGAUGAGCUGUCAUUUGAGGUUGGAGACAUUGUAUCAGUGAUUGACAUGCCUCCUAAAGAGGAUACCACAUGGUGGAGAGGGAAGCAUGGGUUCCAGGUUGGCUUCUUUCCCAGUGAGUGCGUAGAGCUGAUUAACGACAAGGUCCCUCAGUCUGUCACCAAUUCAGUGCCAAAACCAGCGUCCCCCUGCUCUGCUCUGCGGCCGGCCUCCUGGAGUCUCUUCCCACCCUAUUUGGAGAUGGAGAGUGUAAAGCAGGACAGUGCAUUGGCACCCGACCCAUUAAACCCCUACAGGCUGAGCUCAGUAUCCAAGAAGCACGGGAAGUUGAUCACGUUCCUGCGCACCUUCAUGAAGUCCCGGCCCACAAAGCAGAAGCUGAAGCAGCGAGGGAUCCUCAGAGAGAGGGUGUUCGGCUGUGACCUGGGAGAGCACCUCCUCAACUCCGGCCACGAUGUCCCCCAGGUGCUUAAGAGCUGCACAGAGUUCAUUGAGAAGCAUGGAAUUGUGGAUGGAAUGUAUCGGCUCUCUGGGAUUGCAUCCAAUAUCCAGAAAUUGCGGCAUGAAUUUGAUUCAGAGCAGAUCCCAGAUCUGACCAAAGAUGUUUACAUCCAGGAUAUCCACUGCGUGGGCUCACUGUGCAAGCUCUAUUUCCGAGAGCUGCCUAACCCACUGCUCACCUACCAACUUUAUGAGAAAUUCUCGGAGGCAGUUUCAGCAGCUACAGAUGAGGAGAGGCUAAUCAAAAUACAUGAUGUCAUCCAGCAGCUGCCUCCUCCGCAUUACAGGACCUUGGAGUUUCUGAUGAGGCAUUUGUCACGGUUAGCAGCAUUUAGCUAUGUGACCAACAUGCACACUAAGAAUUUGGCCAUCGUUUGGGCCCCCAACCUACUGAGGUCUAAGCAGAUAGAGUCUGCAUGCUUCAGUGGAACAGCUGCCUUCAUGGAGGUACGAAUACAGUCAGUUGUGGUUGAGUUCAUCCUGAACCACGUGGAUGUUCUCUUCAGCCCUAAGCUGAGUUCACUGAUCAGAGAAGGAGCUGGUCACAACUCUUUGUCUCGUCCUAAAUCCCUGCUAGUACCUUCACCUUCCACCAAGCUGCUUACAUUAGAGGAAGCUCAGGCACGCACACAAGCCCAAAUCAACUCUCCUGUUACUGCAGAUAGCAAGUAUAUUGAAGUGGGAGAAGGACCUGCUGCCUUACAGGGCAAAUUCCACACAGUCAUUGAGUUCCCUACUGAAAGAAAAAGGCAACCUAUUAAAUCAAAGAAGUCACCAGUUGGCAGUUGGCGGUCAUUUUUUAACCUUGGCAAGUCUUCCUCUACGUCUAAGCGCAAACUGCACCGGAACCCAAGUGAACCUAAUGAACUCAAAGCCAUGGCAUUAGGAGGAAGCAGAGGAGAUACUGGCACUCUUCGAUCUGCGAAGAGUGAGGAGUCUCUCAGUUCAUUGCACAAUGUUGAAGGAGAGUCUAAAGUGUACCGGCCCCGCAGGCCACGCUCCAGUAGUGACGCCCUCUCCACAUCCUUUAAUGGUGACCUGAUGGACAGCCGACAGCACUGCAAUUCUUAUGAUAACAUAGAUCAUGGAGACAGUGAAGGGGAUGAUGGCCCAAUCUGUGUGCCAGCUCUUAUUUCCCCACCACGCUCCACUGAUGAUGUGGAUUUGAGCCCCCCUGACAUUGGCAUGGCCACUUUGGACUUUGACCCUAUGUCUUUCCAAUGCAGCCUGCCCUUGGCAGAGAGCUCCGCCAUUUCUGCUGACACUGAAGCUGUAAGUCUCAAGAGGAGUCCUUGCAGUGCCAGUGACUCAGAGCCAGUCUCGCCUGUCAGACCGAAGAUUACUAGCCUUCAGCAGUCUCCUGAUCUCAGUCCAGCCUUUAGAAGUGCUUCUAACUCUUCUGAGAAAAUUAUAUUCCAGCCUUCUGAGAGCUGUGAAAUGUUUGCAGUGUUGCCACCAUUACGUAUAUCUCAAUCUACUGAUACCUCCAUAGUUAGUAAAGGAUCAGAGAGCCCUGAGCAUCAGCCAUCUCCAACUUCUCCUCCACCUCUCCAGGAUUCUCCAGCCAAAAUUAGCCUAUUGUCUUUUAAAUCCACUGAUUUGCCUCUAAGUGAAGCUAUUCAGCUAGAGCUUCUCUCCAAAUCUGUUUCAUGUGAGAAUAAUGAGGCAUUAGGGAUAGAUGCAUUACAACAAAUCAGUGCUCAGGAACAAGCAGGAGCUGUAGCUCUGGACUCACCAAACAGCACUGCUCCAGUCAGCUCUGUGUCUCUACUUCCUCCUCCUCCCCAACCAAAGAACACUGCCCGCAUGCUGGCUUUAGCAUUAGCUGAAUCUGCUCAGCAGGCUACCUUUCUAUCUCAGAGGGAAUCCUCCGAACCUCCCACACCUGUUUCACCCCUCAGGUCACAGGAGUUUCUGGAAACCCUUGACUGGCCACCCCCUCCCACCCUUAAACAGCAGACUUCCCAAGAAGAAACAGCAGAUGUGCCACAAUUUCCUGCUCCUUCCUCUUCAUCUGCUUCCUGCACCCCAACUGAAACACUAACCCAGUCCACCAGCAUGCAUCUCAUCAUAGAUGACAGUGAAAAGUCUCCCAGUAUGUCUGGAAAUAGAGAGGAUACUGUCAGUUCGGUGGCUUCCAGCAAAGUUGCUUCUCCUAGCCAACCUGUUCAACUUUCCCCCACACAUAACAGUCCAGAGAGGCAGCAGCCUUCCGUUGGGCAGACACCAGCCAGCACUGAAACCUGCAGCACCACCACAGCUACCACCACAUACACCACUAGUAGAAAGGAACUUGUAGUCACACCGCAACCAAGUUCUAUGGUUCAGAGUCCUGAAAGUGUUUUGCCAGCACCAACCACAAAAUCCCUGGAACAGCCAGUAGCUGUUCUCCAGCCUCAGCGUAAGAUACAGGUUCAGUUACAACCUCAACCACAGCUUCAUUCUCAGUGUCAGCCUCAAACGCAGUCCAAGAAUCAGCCUAAUGCACGAGUUGCGCCUACAACAGCAACAUCCCCAGAGCUGUCUGGAGAGAGACCUUGGGAAUCUAUAAAGCCUGUAAAUCUUCGAAUGGAAAGUGUUAGCCAUCAUCAAACUCAUGGGACCACACCACCACCACCACCCCCUGUUCGCUCAAUUGAAAGUAAACUAGCAGCAGCAGCUCUGUGUAAAACUGAAGCUGCCAAUGCAGCUCCUUAUCAUGCUAUGUUGGGAGAGGGAUCUAUGCCCCCAUCACUGGAUGACACACUCCCAAAGCCUCAUCCAUCACAACGCAAGUCUUCCGUUCAUCUGUCAGCUUAUGUUUACCACUCUAAAGGAGAGACAGGCGUAAUAGAGCCCACUGGAGAGGCCUAUUACCAUCAAAGACCUACCCCUGCUGGGCCAUCAUCCAUGGGUUGUCAUUACCGGCCUGACAGUGUGCCCCCUCAUCUAUCAUAUGUAUCUAAGUCAGAGCCUCAGAUUCCUUACAGAGCCCAUGGCGAUGGUCGCUACAAUACAAUUGGACCAAGGUCCUUCCACCAGUCAAUGAAAUCUCGUGAAGCAAUGAGGGGUGAAUAUAUUUCCCCAGGAUCACUGCACCGCAGCCAUGGCUACAGCUCAAUAGAUGGACAUGCCGCAUAUCCAACAAUUCGCCGGGUGCACUCUCUACAUGUCCCACCCACUGCCAUCCGGUCUGCGCCAGUAACUAGAACAGAGGUUCCUCCAGAUGAUGAUCUCUAUUACUAUCAGCGCCCAGUCUACCACUGCAAGUCUUACCAACAGCCCUCACAAGCGGAAUAUCAUGUCACUCAACUGCAACCUUACUUUGAGAAUGGAAGAGUCCAGUACCGGUACAGCCCUUACUCUGGCACUCACCCUCUUGAUGUUCCCUACUAUGAUGUGGAUCCUUAUGGUACUGUUCGUUUACGCCAUUACCACUCAUUCAGUAGUCGUGACGCUGGUCCUCACCUCAGCAGGUCAGGGGCCAAAUCAGGUGGCUAUCACUACUUGUCACGGCAUGCCAUUCCUGUGAAAGAGCAUACAAUUGUAAGUAGGGACAUGCCUCCCUACCAUGGCCCAAAAGGAGCUGUUUACUAUGCUUGGGAUCCAGAGGAAGCAGAAAGGCUACGGAUGCAUUCUAUUCGCAGAGAAAGUCGGGCCAGGCAAAAGGUGAAAGGCCCCAUCAUGUCGCAGUAUGACAACGUGGGGCCCUACAUGCCAGGGGAUAUUGGGGGAUUAGAAGUGCUACACCUGCGCAGUAAGUCUGAUCCUGGUAAAGCUGUGUUAGUCACUUCUGAAGGAAAAGAUGGGAGAUGCAGUGUAACUCCUGGACCUCAGCAUGUCUCCAGACACCUGAUGUCGGACCCAGACGUUCUCAUGUAUAUGGAAACCGAGAAACACUGCCAGGGAAAUGGAAUGGGAGAAAGAGUUGCUGCACCAAAACAAAGCAGCUCCAGGACCUAUCAGUCCACCCAUUCACAUCUGUCACAACCUCCCCCACGAAGCAUGCCACAUCUAUCAGAAGGUAGCCAUCUUGAGUCCAAGUGUGACCCAGGAGACAAUCAGAUGAGCAGUAAACACUGGCAGGAUCACCCAGACAGCAAAAGCUACCAAGCUCGAUAUGAUCGCCCAGAUCCAGAGCGGCAUAUAGGAAGGGUCAAAACCAAUAGCAGCAGUGAAGAUGACCAGAAGACGGCCCCCGUGAAGCCUGUUCCCCCUCCCAAACCAGAGAGAUCUCAUAGUGUUAGAGAACGGCAUCACUACAACCAAACUAAUCAUCCUCCCUCACAGGACUCUUUUUCUCACCAACCGCAUGGACAGAGACAAAGUACUGUUACUCAACAAUCUCACUAUGAUAAUCUGGACGAUUAUCAUCCAGUACCUCAUUCACAAACCCCAUUGCCAAACCGCAGUGGUUCGAGCUUGUACAGUGCCCCUGGGUACUCAGCUUCACACACUAAUCGCGCAUACUCCACUGCCUUGGGACAGGGUGCUUUUAUCCGAGCUGAGCUUGCCAUGCAGAGGCCCGAAGCAGAGAUUAAUGCAGAGUAAAAAGGAUGUGUAAUAACAGACUAAUACGUUGAGAUUUAAAAUGUUGACAACAGUUUCAAAAAGUUCAGCAGCCUCUGCAGGACAGUGGACUGUUAUGACUUUAUCCAUUUAAUUUCCUCUCAUUUUGUAAUGUGUAAAAUGUGUAAAGACUUUUUUAUGGAACUGAAUGUACCACGAUUUCUUCAGUAGAGUAAAAAAGCCACAUUGUGACAUUAAGAAACGUGGAGGUCAUCCUGUAAAUAUUGUAUGUGAUUGACAAAUGGUACAAUUACCUGAACCAGAAAAGUAAUGUAUAUCAGAAAAAAUACUACUGGUUAUAAGGGAUUUUUUUAUGUUCUGUUUUGUUAUAUUAGAAUCACUUGGGCUUGGGUUUGAUUUUGGGAUAAAGGUUUGCAUUUUAGAAAUGCAUGUAAUCUAUCUCUUACAGAACAGUUCUGUGUACCUUGAUAUUCAUUGUGUACUUUAAAUGUUACAGUAACGGUGGAGGAGAAUGUCUGUGUUAACAUCUUACCCUCUCACUACUCUGUGUACACGACUAGGCAGUACGUUAACCUGUACUUCUCUGCCUUUGGGUUGGAGACCGAAAAUGUGCAAUCUCAUCAUUUGUUCUCCAACUGUGCCAUAUAAUAUUACUAUUAUACUAUAUAUAUAUAUAUAAAUAUAUAUGUAUUUUUGCUAUAAAUUCAAUUCAACAGACUAGAUUUUAAUGGUAAGGUUAGUGUGUGAAGGACCAAAUGAUGAAUGAGGUUUUGUAGUUGAGGAAGCAUUCCUGCAGCUUGCUUGGUUAAUGAAUAAGGUUAAGAGUGCCAGUGGGUUGACCAGUGAGCCUUGUCUUUCUCCCACUUCAGAAACAAAAGGCAAGGAAAAACAUGUUCCUGACUGUAUGUCUGUGAAGGGUUUCAGUGAUCCAGGUUAAUGAAUGUGUAGUGGUAAGCGCAUGGAGGGAGUUGUAGUAUGAUCUUGUGGACGUUUCACCACUCAUCUAAAGAGCUUCAUCAGUUCUACUGAGUAGCUGAAAAUUUCCCAGUUUUAAACCUCUAAUGAUCACACAACACUGGCAGGUCUAGAGGUGUAAAUUGGUGUGAGCCAGCAGUUGAUCACAACUCUCAGGUGAUGAGCGCAGAGGUGCCAACAUUUACAGUUUUGCCAUAGAAUUUAUUUUUGACCCCUUGGUACAGCAGCAUAGGAGACAUCUAAAAACUACUGAUCUGCUUUGCUAUUUCAGAUAAAAGCAGCGGUCAUUCCAAAUGCAAAUAAAAGCCACUUCAUUAAAGGAGAAAGAAUACGAGACGUGAAUGGAUGCGACUGCAGGACUCUGGUCGGUAUGAAAAACAGAGGAGCUACUUAUUAUUAAGAAGAGGUCACACUGGACUUUUGCUUUGCUGUUUUACAGUUUCACUGGUACACACAUGUGGGGAAAAUUAACCGUCUUUCCCAAUGACAUUGGCUAAGGUGUUUUUUUUGUGUGUGGUCAAAUUCUCUGUCUACUGGGAUAGUGGUGUUAGCAAUGUUGGCACCUUUAUAAGAAGAAUGUCUUCAAAAUUAUCCUACCAGCUUAUUUGCCUUUCCUACCUUUAGACUUAGUUAUAGGAUUAUGAUUACAGAGGCUAGCAGCUGAAAACUGAAAUGUAACACAAUUAUUUAGACACAUUUUCAAACCAGCACCUUGAUGAAAUAUUUUCUCCAACUGAUAUGUUUCAUGUAGACAUCUUUUAAGGCAAAAUUUUCCAUUGAGACCCUUUGCUGAAAUGGUCUGUUCAUGUAUUUUACUUGUAUCAGUUGUGCUUUACAUGUAUUUCAGAGCACAUGGUCUGUGUGAGAUAGGAAAGUCUCAUUUCUCAAAGAUAAAUAUAAAUCUUAUACACAUAAAGAAAAGGGAAGCUGAGGUUGUGUUGGUCACACCAGAUGCAUGUUUAUAUUUUGUUUAAAUGUUGUAAAGGUGCAAAGGAAUUUUUGCAUAACGUUGUGUUUUAAUCUGUAAUUCACUUUAAUGGGGUCAGAACGAACACUACAAGCGACCUUUUACACGACAUGCUUAUGAUUAUAAGAGGUAUUGCCCUGUCUCUUGUAUCACACUUUCGUCAGGUCUCGCCAAUAGUCUUAUUAAGUGUUUUUUCAUUGUUAUGGGCACUUUUAUGAUUGAAAUUAACCUGCCUUGUUUUUUUUCUGUUGGUUUUUUUUUUUAGACUGUGAAAAAGAUGGUUGGGUGACUAGAAAAAUGCUAAAUAAAAGCUUAUGUAUAGCAUUCUUUAUGGGACUAAUUUGAAAAAUAUGUUUAGAUUGCUGCAGUAAUGACUGCAGCUGGAACCUUUCCCUGGAGCUGAGAUGUCAGAGCCUGAUUCAGCCUGACCCUCUGUGUCCUGUAGAUGUUGGUGUGUAAGUGAUUAUCACUGUAGAGUUUGUUCACUGCAAAACAAAUUCUGCUAUUACAGCAUUCUUCUGAGCUAUACAGAAAAUCCACCCACAGACAUUAAUGUCACGUGUUGUUAGUGUAUAUACACAUUCCCCCAUAUUAUCCAUAAAUCUCUUCAGGUUUUCUUAGGCUAAAAUCUGUUUUGAUGAAGUUGGAUCAUAGAUGCAUUGCUAUAGAACAUUAAAUUGGACGAACUUAAAAUUCUCCAGAUCCUUGAUUUGAGCAGUAUAGUGUUAUUUUAACAACCACAAAUAAAUCACACAACGCUCAGUCCUUCUCGAGUUACAGAGCGAUUUUAUUCUUCUGUUCAUUUUCUUCACAUUUACACAGCAGAGUAGGUUUACGUUUGCACUUCCCAGUGCCUUUAACAAUCUGGCUUUACACAAGCUUUUAUUGAGUUUAACUGUCCAGGGAAUGUUUCAAACACUAAAUCAUCCAUCCAUUUUCCGUACCGCUUAUCCUACACAGGGUCGCAGAGGAACCUGGAGCCUAUCCCAGGGAACUCGGGGCACAAGGCGGGGGACACUCUGGACAGGGUGCCAACCCAUCACAGAGCACAUUAAAUCAUCCAGUUUAGUGUUAUUUUUUCCCCACAGAAAGGAAGGAAGUCAUACAUUCUGCUUAAUUCAAAUGGACAAAGUUAGCAAACCACUUUAUAUACUGUAUAUACUUCACUCUUUUUUUACAAAAUGUCUCAAAGAGCCAGGCGCUACUCUCUCCCCGUUUCUCCCCAUUUAUAGAAAAAUAAUUAACAAUAGGG
This is a messenger RNA of Pangasianodon hypophthalmus (striped catfish), 9485 nucleotides long. It is a transcript of the gene arhgap32b, whose product is annotated as Rho GTPase activating protein 32b. Lineage: Eukaryota; Metazoa; Chordata; Actinopteri; Siluriformes; Pangasiidae. Gene Ontology annotation, cellular component: actin cytoskeleton; nucleoplasm; Golgi apparatus. Bases 487 to 6312 code for a protein of 1941 amino acids. Gene Ontology annotation, biological process: small GTPase-mediated signal transduction. Gene Ontology annotation, molecular function: protein binding; phosphatidylinositol binding; GTPase activator activity. The record is from RefSeq and is a predicted model, not a curated record. The transcript is spliced from 24 exons.